Molecule: messenger RNA, 725 nt
Organism: Pomacea canaliculata
Lineage: Eukaryota; Metazoa; Mollusca; Gastropoda; Architaenioglossa; Ampullariidae
Product: tryparedoxin-like
Exons: 3
Coding region: 69-500 (143 amino acids)
Source: RefSeq, a predicted model, not a curated record
CGACGGUGUGACCCGGCAACUGUCUGCCAGGCGGCCAACGACGACCUCAGCAGCUAACAUUUGUCACCAUGUCGGCUUUGAAGGCCCUCCUCGGCGACACGGUGCAGGGCAAACACGGGCCUGUCGACGUCCAGACGUUUGCCGAGGACGGUUACGUGGUGGGCCUCUACUUCUCGGCCCACUGGUGUCCCCCGUGCCGCGGGUUCACACCCAAGCUGGCGGAGUGUUACAAAGCCUGUAAAGCGGCCGGAAAGAAGUUCGAGGUCGUCUUCCUCAGCUCCGACCGUGACCAGCAGAGCUUUGACGACUACUACAGCGAGAUGCCCUGGCUGACUGUGGGCUUCGGCUCAGAUGUCAAGACCACUCUUGGCGAGAAAUACGGUCUGCGGGGUAUCCCCACCCUGAUUCUUGUUGAUGGCCUCACAGGGGAGACGAUCGCUUCCGACGGCCGCCAGAAGAUUGAUGCCGAUCCUGACGGAAAUAACUUCCCCUGGCGAUAAGACCUGCUAGUCAUUGCCUAGGCGGAGAGUUAGCACUGAUGUUAGAAAUUAAGAAAAAGUUGUUGUUUAUUGAAGUCAAAUCUCUUGUCGUUAAGUAGAUCUCUUAUAUUCUUUAAAUAGAGCGUGACGUGGUCUGUCACUCUGCAGACACCAGCGAGAAUUGAACUCGUAGGUAGAGCACAGCUUUGUCAACACGUCAAAGAUAAUAAAGACUCUUGUCACAAA